CCAGCUCCAGCCUUCAAAGCUCUCUGCCUGCUCCUCGCACUCGACCUACGACAACACCAUCCUACAGCCAUCCAUCUUCACAACAACAUCAUCCUCCUGCCACGAAACAAGACUUUACCGGCCAUCUGCUGCGCGAGUAAAUUACGACCCGUUUGAGCGUUUCCGAAGCCCUUCGAACUGAGGUCAUCUUCCGCCUUGCCUUCUCUCCGCCCACCACAAACGGGCUUUGCCAGUGCGACCAAGCCAAAGCCCGACACAUUCUAGCCCUCCUCCUCCCUCACGAUCGUGACCGAUCUUAGUUUGGAUAGACCUUUAUCAUUUGCUCCCCCGUAGCCGGCACGAUGAUGGCGGGUUGGUUCGCAUCGUCAUCUCAAAUUGACCAGCAGGUGGAGGAGGCAACAAAGGAUUCACUGGAGAACAUUGCCCUCAAUCUUGAGAUUUCCGAUGUCAUCAGAUCCAAGACAGUUGUGUCCAAGGAGGCGAUGCGCUCUCUGAAGAGACGCAUAGGCAACAAGAAUCCCAACAUACAGCUCAGUGCUCUGAAUCUCACGGAUACCUGUGUAAAAAAUGGAGGGUCCCAUUUUCUCGUCGAGAUCGCUUCACGCGAGUUUAUGGACAACCUUGUAUCACUACUCAAGGCUUACGGUGGGGCUGCAGUGAAUGAAGAUGUCAAGGCGAAGAUCUUAGAGCUGAUCCAGACUUGGGCCACUGCAUCAGAAGGACAAUACGAGCUAUCAUACAUUGGUGAGACAUACAGAAGUCUACAAAGAGACGGAUUCCACUUUCCACCAAAGGUCGAAAUCUCCAAAAGCAUGCUAGUCAGCAGCGCUCCGCCUGAAUGGACUGACUCAGACGUUUGUAUGCGGUGCAGAACUGCCUUCAGCUUCACAAACCGAAAGCAUCAUUGCCGAAACUGUGGGAAUGUUUUUGACCAGCAGUGUUCUAGCAAAGUUCUUCCCCUGCCACAUCUAGGAAUAGUCCAGCCAGUCCGAGUAGAUGAUGGGUGUUACAUCAAAUUGACGGACAAAUCCUCAAAGGGCGGCACAUUCUCCACUGAACGCUCUCCUACCCAUAAACAACAUCGACCACAUAGCUCUAUGCAACCUCGAAGUGCGCGUGUGGAUGACGGUUUUGACGAGGAUUUGAAGAGAGCCUUGGCAAUGAGCUUGGAAGAAGUGAAUGGGCAUGCUGGGUCCGGAUACGUUCCACAAUCAAAACAACAGCCAUCAGCUGCGCCAGCAAUCACCAAUGGCACUUCUAAAGUGUCAACUAAACCGGCAGAGGAAGAAGACGAUGACCUCAAAGCUGCAAUCGCUGCGUCUCUAGCAGACAUGGAAGAACAGAAGAAGAGACACGCAGCCACUAUCAAAGAGCAAGCUGCGAAUAGUGAUACUAAAGCAUCAGGUCCAAUUGUAUUGCCAAAGAACGACUAUGAACUAACGCCUGUUGAGGCAGAAAACAUCAAUUUGUUUUCCACGUUGGUUGACAGGUUACAGACCCAGCCUCCAGGAACCAUUCUCAGAGAACCACAAAUCCAAGAACUUUAUGAAAGCAUUGGAAAGCUCCGACCGAAGCUCGCGCGAACCUAUGGAGAAACAAUGAGCAAACACGAUGCCUUACUCGAUCUUCAUGCUAAACUAUCAACGGUUGUCCGAUAUUAUGACCGAAUGUUGGAGGAGCGCUUAUCAAACACAUAUAACCAGCACAGUCUUGGUGGUUAUAACCUUCCUCCCCAAAGACCAACUUCAACCAUGUACCCUUCUAUCGCUGCCAAUACGGCAGGCCCAACGACUGCAGCUGAAAGCUUUUACACUGGAUCUGCCCAACAAGAACCCUACGGAAGGCCUCAAUCCACCUACUCAUACGGCGCCCAACAACAACCAUACCAGCAGCAACAUCAUCCACAAUAUGACAAGCUCGAAUCUGUUGCCAGUCCCGGAUAUCGAAACCCCGAACAACGCGUCGAGAAUUACAAUCAAUAUCCUCCCCAAGCGCAGGCUCAGAUUCGUCCGACUUGGAAGCCCCAAGAAACACCGGCAACUCCGUAUGCCGUACCGACACAGACGUAUCCCCCAGGCCCCCUCACGCAGCACUCACAGUCCCCUCCACAACCAUUGCCGACCACGAACUCGCUAUCUCAAGCGCCAAACAGCUACGUGCCUUCAGAUCCAGCUGCAACUCCACUCGCUGACCCAAGUCCCUCUUUCUAUUAUGGCUCGGCACAAGUACCCCCUCAACAAUCUGCUCCAGAUCAGACCCAAUCACAACAUCCUCCGGGUCACCAGUCCCCACAGCAGUAUCACAACACAGCUCCACAACCCGGAUCGCCCGUCCAAUCUGUCCAUCCAGUUCAGAACACGCAAGAGCAAUUCGCAUCACCUCAACAACACGCAGCGCCUCCACGCCAAUAUGCUCCGCCUCAACAGCAGCAGCAGAUUCCACCCUGGCAAACGCAGCAACAGACAUUAUUGCCACAGCCAUGGCAAAAUCCUGGAGCUACGUACAAUGGUUAUACACAAGAGUCUUUCCCUGUAGCACCUCAGCAUUCCUUGCAACCGAAAGUGGUGGAGGAGAGUCUGAUUGAACUUUGAUACAAUAGCAUACAAGCGCGGCGUUUGGGGAAUUGUCGAAAUUGUAAUCUUACAACUUCUUGAAUGAAGAGGCAGGUCUAGCGGUGAUUUCUCACCUAGGAUGAGUCUAGGAGGAAUGAUCUUCGAUCAACUUUGCUUUAGUCCUUUAUACGACCAUCAAAGAAUGAAAUUUGACUAUUUUGUCACUCUUGCC
Molecule: messenger RNA, 2784 nt
Organism: Mollisia scopiformis
Lineage: Eukaryota; Fungi; Ascomycota; Leotiomycetes; Helotiales; Mollisiaceae
Product: ubiquitin binding protein
Exons: 5
Coding region: 342-2591 (749 amino acids)
Biological process (GO): protein targeting to vacuole; protein transport to vacuole involved in ubiquitin-dependent protein catabolic process via the multivesicular body sorting pathway
Cellular component (GO): ESCRT-0 complex
Molecular function (GO): phosphatidylinositol-3-phosphate binding; ubiquitin binding; metal ion binding
Source: RefSeq, a predicted model, not a curated record